CAGGUCUACGACAAGAGUAAGUCCAUCCCCAAGGAGUCGCCCCGGUUCGAUGAGGUGUCCACCACAGCCACGCCGCGGGAUGGCGGGGAGUUCCGGACGCCAGGACCCACCCCGCGUGUGGACGGGGUGAAGCUGUCCGCGCGGGAAGUGCCUCCUCCCGCUGUAGAGGAGGACAAGAGGGACGAGAUUAGCUACGAGGGCACCUACUUGGGUACCAUGAAGCACGGCAGGGGGCGCUUGCGAAUGCGCACCUACACCUACGAGGGCGAGUUCCAGAACGACAUGAAGCAUGGGCUGGGUGCUCUGGAGUGGGAUGAUGGCCGGCGCUACGAGGGCGGGUUUCGGAACGGCAAGUUCCACGGGGCCGCCGUGAUGCAGUGGCCAGAUGGGCGCAGAUAUGUGGGCCAGUAUGCGGAGGACCGAAAGCACGGCGACGGCACCUUCUCCUGGCAGGACGGACGCAGAUACGAGGGGCAGUGGGUGGCUGGCAAAAGACAUGGGAUCGGGACCUACACCAAUGCCAAGGGCUUCACUCGGCGGGGCACGUGGCAGCAGGAUCGGCCCAUCAAAUGGGAAGAACCCGAUCCACAGGCCUCUGGCCUCUCGCUGCAGAGCCCCACGCGCCAACCAGAGAGGUUGGAAGCUGAGGAGGAGGUCAUCGAAGUUAGCACCCUGUGAGUUGUGCGCCAACAGAGCGCUGAGACCGGGCCCCGAAGAAGAGCUUCGAGCACAAAGGCUGAAGAGCUCGC
This is a messenger RNA of Effrenium voratum, 749 nucleotides long. The record is from the annotation of a GenBank genome assembly. NCBI's taxonomy places the organism in Eukaryota, Dinophyceae, Suessiales, Symbiodiniaceae.